AUGGCGAGAUAUUCCCAUUCUGGAGUUGAAGAACGUCUCGAAACUUCUUCUGCUAAAAAAUUAACAGAUAUAGGAAUUAGACGAAUCUUUUCUUCAGAGCAUGACAUUUUCCGGGAAAGUGUAAGGAGAUUUUUCCAAGAAGAAGUGGUUCCUCAUCACACAGAAUGGGAGAAAGCUGGACAAGUGAGUAGGGAGCUUUGGGAGAAAGCUGGUACACAAGGACUGCUGGGUAUCAACGUUCCUGAGGACCAUGGUGGCAUCGGUGGGGACCUCUACUCAGCGGCUAUCGUUUGGGAAGAGCAAUCAUAUUCAAAUUGUACAGGCCCAGGCUUCAGUCUUCAUUCAGAUAUUGUCAUGCCCUAUAUUUCAAACUAUGGCUCAAAAGAACAGAUUCAGCACUUCAUCCCCCAGAUGACUGCCGGCAAAUGUAUUGGCGCCAUAGCAAUGACAGAGCCGGGGGCUGGAAGUGAUUUGCAAGGAGUAAGAACAAAUGCCAAAAAGGAUGGAAGUGACUGGAUUCUCAAUGGAAGCAAGGUUUUCAUCACGAACGGCUGGAUGUGUGACGUUGUCAUCGUAGUCGCGGUCACAAAUCGUGAGGCCCGCUCUCCCGCCCACGGCAUUAGUCUUUUUCUGGUGGAAAAUGGAAUGAAAGGUUUCAUCAAGGGGCGAAAGCUCCAGAAAAUGGGAUUAAAAGCCCAGGAUACUGCUGAACUGUUCUUUGAAGAUGUGCGGUUGCCAGCUAGUGCCUUACUUGGAGAAGAAAAUAAAGGUUUCUAUUACCUUAUGAAAGAGCUUCCACAGGAAAGACUGUUGAUUGCUGAGUUGGCAACUGCAGCCAGUGAAUUCAUGUUUGAAGAAACCAGGAACUACGUCAAACAAAGAAAAGCUUUUGGGAAAACAGUUGCACAUAUACAGACAGUUCAGCAUAAGCUAGCAGAACUGAAAACACGCAUUUGUGUAACCCGGGCCUUUAUCGACAGCUGCCUCGAGCUGCACUCGAAGAAACGUCUGGACUCAGCCACGGCAUCCAUGGCGAAAUACUGGGCAUCUGAGUUACAAAACAGUACAGCAUAUGACUGCGUGCAGCUCCAUGGAGGUUGGGGAUACAUGUGGGAAUAUCCGAUUGCAAAAGCUUACGUGGAUGCCCGUGUCCAGCCAAUCUAUGGUGGUACUAAUGAAAUCAUGAAGGAGCUGAUUGCAAGAGAGAUCGUCCUUGACAAGUAGACAUCUGCCUGCAUCCUGGAAUCCUAUUACUUCUAAUCUGCUUUUAAAUCUACUUGAGAUAAAAUGCAACCUGGAAGUGAGGAGGAGGGGAGUAAAUAAUUAUGUAUGCUCUCUCUAUAGAAAAAUAAAU
Elephantulus edwardii (Cape elephant shrew) is the source of this 1354-nucleotide messenger RNA. RefSeq names its product acyl-CoA dehydrogenase, long chain (gene ACADL). Gene Ontology annotation, cellular component: mitochondrion. The record is from RefSeq and is a predicted model, not a curated record. Gene Ontology annotation, molecular function: flavin adenine dinucleotide binding; long-chain fatty acyl-CoA dehydrogenase activity. NCBI's taxonomy places the organism in Eukaryota, Metazoa, Chordata, Mammalia, Macroscelidea, Macroscelididae. Gene Ontology annotation, biological process: carnitine metabolic process, CoA-linked; long-chain fatty acid catabolic process; fatty acid beta-oxidation using acyl-CoA dehydrogenase. The transcript is spliced from 11 exons. The coding region runs from base 1 to 1224 and encodes 407 amino acids.